GGCAAGACAUAGGAGUACUCGCGAAAGUUGAAUAAUUUUAAAACGUGACUAAAGUAUCUGAAAUUUUAUGAACUGUUGAAGUAAAAUAACAUCAAAAAUAUUAGAGUUAAGAUACAUUGCACGGCACGCACGCAACAAAGAUUUCGUAUAUAAAAAAUGAAAAUUUCACGGCUGGCACAACUAGUAUUUCCAGGUAUCAAAUGGUUUCAAGGAUAUACACCGCAGGAUGCUAUUGCUGACUUAAUAGCUGGCGUAACAGUUGGAUUAACUGUGCUGCCGCAAGGCUUAGCAUAUGCCACACUGGCUGGUUUGGAUCCACAAUAUGGACUUUAUUCUGCAUUUAUUGGUGGAAUUGUUUAUGCGUUCGUGGGAAGUUGUCGACAGGUUACUAUUGGUCCUACAGCUUUAUUAGCAUUAAUGACAAGUAGACAUACAAGUUUAGGUUUAGCUUCUGGUCCAACGUAUGCGAUUCUGCUAUGCUUGAUAUCGGGUAUUGUUGAGUUAAUUAUGGCUGUGCUAAGACUGGGUGCUUUAGUUGAUUUAAUUUCAUUACCAGUUACUGUUGGAUUUACUUCUGCAACUGCUGUUAUUAUUGGCACUUCACAAAUAAAAGGUCUUUUAGGUCUACGUGGUGGUUCGGGUUCCAGUUUCAUUGAAACAAUAGGUUCAGUAUUUUCAAACUUGGACAACUUACGUUAUGGUGAUUUCACACUUGGUAUUGUGUCUAUAAUUUUGCUUCUACUGUUAAGAUGCUAUAGUAUGGAGUGA
Teleopsis dalmanni is the source of this 768-nucleotide messenger RNA. Its product is annotated as sodium-independent sulfate anion transporter-like. Gene Ontology annotation, cellular component: membrane. The transcript is spliced from 6 exons. The record is from RefSeq and is a predicted model, not a curated record. Bases 157 to 768 code for a protein of 203 amino acids. Gene Ontology annotation, biological process: transmembrane transport. NCBI's taxonomy places the organism in Eukaryota, Metazoa, Arthropoda, Insecta, Diptera, Diopsidae. Gene Ontology annotation, molecular function: sulfate transmembrane transporter activity.